Molecule: messenger RNA, 1313 nt
Organism: Exophiala viscosa
Lineage: Eukaryota; Fungi; Ascomycota; Eurotiomycetes; Chaetothyriales; Herpotrichiellaceae
Product: putative RTA1 domain protein
Exons: 2
Coding region: 1-1041 (346 amino acids)
Cellular component (GO): fungal-type vacuole; plasma membrane
Source: RefSeq, a predicted model, not a curated record
AUGACUUAUGUCCCCGCGAAUCUACCGGCUGGCUUUAACGUCACGCUUCUCAAUAACACCGACCUCUGCACAGUGCAGACAUGUCCGCUCAGUUUGGCUCAUGUCGGCUACGCCCCCAAUCUCGCUGGCAAUGUCUUCUACAUCGGGGUAUUUGGACUGGCUCUUGCCGCGCAAGUGCUGUUUGCCAUCAAGUACCGAGUCUGGGGCUAUGCCAUUGCGAUGUUUGGCGGCCUUUUGUUGGAAAUCAUCGGCUACGUUGCCCGGGUGCAGAUGCACUACAAGCCAUUUGAGAAGAAUCCGUUCUUGAUGUACUUGGUUUGCCUUACCAUUGGUCCUGCCUUCUUGUCAGCCGCCGUCUAUCUCUGCAUCUCACGCAUCGUGGUGGUCUAUUCCGAGUCCGUGUCCAGAUUCCGACCUGCCACCUACACGUUGAUCUUCAUCACUUGCGACUUUCUGGCUCUUCUGCUCCAGGCUGCCGGAGGUGGAAUAGCCGCUUCUGCCAACACCAAUUCCAUGGACAACAUCGGGAAAUGGAUCAUGGUCGUUGGUGUCAGCUGGCAAGUUGUUUCCCUGGUGUUGUUCGCCGUCCUGUGUGUCGAUUUCGCUCUUCGAGUUAGAAAGGCUUCCCCUGUAGAGAUGAAUCCGGCUUUUGCAACAUAUCGGAUGACCAAGUCAUUCAAAUUAUUCCUCUGGUCCUUGGGCGUCUCUACAGUCACCAUCUUUACUCGCUCGGUUUUCCGUGUCGCAGAGCUCUCGGGAGGCUUCCACGGCAAACUGGCACACCAGCAAAUCACUUUCAUGAUCUUGGAAGGUGGCAUGAUCUGCAUUGCAAGUAUCUCUUUGACCGUCUUUCACCCGGGAUUGAUCUUCGGGCCCAACUGGGAAUCCGCUUCUUGGACUAUCCGUUCGAAAUUGUCCAAAAAUGCUGACGACCUUACUACCAAACCAAAGCCCAUUCCUGGAGCAGAAGCUCACCAGUUGCACGGCAUGUCAUACAACACGGCGAAACUCAACAAUGCCACGGUCGAACCCAGCGUCUGAGGCGACUAAGUCACCACGGCUCAACAAACUGCCCAGAAAGGCUGUCCUCACCACUUAUAACCUGACAGGUCCAAUUUGCAAUGAAGACGGAACGUAGUACGCUAUAGUCAGGAGGACAAGCAGGGAGACAAGAGAGAUGGAUGAUGGAGUUCUAAUCACGAUGUGGCUCGCAUGUGUCAAGUAACAUGUUUUUCAAAGGUUGCCUAGACCAUUGGCCAGUCUCUUGCAGUAGUGCCUAUAGAGCGUGGAAGUAGCAAAUAUGAAGCUCAAAA